Molecule: messenger RNA, 1140 nt
Organism: Pneumocystis jirovecii RU7
Lineage: Eukaryota; Fungi; Ascomycota; Pneumocystomycetes; Pneumocystales; Pneumocystaceae
Exons: 2
Coding region: 1-1140 (379 amino acids)
Biological process (GO): cytoskeleton-dependent cytokinesis
Cellular component (GO): microtubule cytoskeleton; cell division site; cytosol
Molecular function (GO): GTPase activity; GTP binding; molecular adaptor activity
Source: RefSeq, a predicted model, not a curated record
AUGAUACUGGAACAAAUAUUUCACUUAUCAGUAGCGGAUAAUGAAGAGCGUCAAGAAAAUUCUCCUAUGACUCCAGCUCUUAAUAAGUCAGGAGCUAGGAGUGCAUCAACUUCUCCGUUAAAUCCGCGUUAUUCUGUUGAAAUUACACCAACAAAUUCUCCUCUUCGUCUUCGACGUCGGCGAGACCCAACACCGUUUAAUGUCUUGGUUAUUGGACUUCAUGGAUCUGGGAAGACUAGUUUUAUUGAGUUUCUUCGUGAUCAAUUGGAUACAGUGAGAGAUCGGCAUUCUUUAGACGCAGAUGAGGUGAUUAAACAUGAAGAUCAAUUGAAUCAAGAAUUUGUUAGUUAUUUUGCGGAUGGAGAAAUAAAUGGGGAACGUAUUGCAGUGACUUUAUGGGAUAGUCGUGGAUUUGAUAUAGCAAGAGAUGCUAAAAUUGUUGAUCUUCAAAUGGAUGAGAUAAGGUUGUUUUUAGAAAGUAAGUUUGAAGAAACGUUUUUGGAGGAAACCAAAGUUAAGCGGCCACAUAAAAAUAUUGAUACACAUAUUCAUUGUGUAUUUUAUUUGAUAGAUCCAAUGUCUCCUUAUUUUCAAUAUGAUACAUCGGUAGAUCCACUAGAUAUUUUGAUUAUAAAAAGAUUAAGCAAGUAUACCACGAUUAUUCCUAUUAUAUCUAAAGUGGAUACGUGUACAAAAUAUCGCGUUGAGAAUAUAAAAUAUGUAUGGAGAAAAGAAAUGGAGAAAAAUGCUAUGAAUUUUUUAGAAUUUCUUGGAGAUGGAGAAAAUCAUGAUGAUGACUCAAAAGACAUAUCAAUUUCUAAUUGUAGUCAAGAAGAAAAUUACGAUGAAGCACGUAAUUUACUGCCUUUUGGUUGUAUGUCACCUGAUAAGAUGCAAAAACAAUCUUUUCAUUUUAAAACAAAGACUGUGGCUGAAGUGUGUAGAGAAUAUCCUUGGGGAAAAGCUGAUCCGUUGAAUAAAAAACAUUGUGACUUUCUUUUAUUAAAAGAAAUGGUCUUUGGAGAAUGGAGAAAUGAAAUGCGAGAAUUUUGCAAAGAAGUUUUGUAUGAAAAUUGGCGUACUGAUAGACUUGAAAAACUAGGCAAUAUUUCAUCAAAAAUGACAAAAUUUGAAAAUUAG